AGCAACUGCUAGGCCAAACGACUCAAAAAAGGCCCAACUGGUCUCUAUAGAGAUGAUUGAUCAGCCGCAUCGAUCGUCCAGAUGACGCUGUGACCAAGAAAGCGCGCGCGUGAGCGGUAGGGGCUCCGCAUAGACACCUACUGCCACCCAGAGCGAAAACUCGCGGGCCCGCCGAAACGAGAGGUAAACGGUAAUGGACCUCGACGCCGAGACGCGCGCCGCGGGCCUCCGCUGCAAAAACUGCGGUUCCACAAACUUCGAGACGCCCGAGGCGGGCCGCGGCGCCGUCUGCCGCGAGUGCGGCGUCGAGUCCCAGGACUACCUCAACACGGCCUUCGAGGACUGGGGCGAGGAGUCGCAGCUCUACCAGGGCGGCAACAAGAGCAAGGUGCUGCGGCGGACCACGUACGUGGCCGCGGACCGGAAGCGCCGCAAGGGCCGCAAGAAGAAGGAGUCCGCGGCCCUCUCCUUCGCGGCGCGGCUCGCGGCCACGGAGAAGGUCGUGGCGGCCGUCGCGUCGGCCCUCGUCCGCGACUGCGGCGUCGCCGCCGCGGCCGAGCGCGCCGUCGCGGCGGCGUGGGCCGCCUACGCGGCGCGCGCGCGGCGCGGCGCGGCCGCGGCCGAGGUCGAGAACGACGACGCGCCGGCGCCGGCGCCCGCCGCCGAGGCACCACCCGCGCCCGCCGAGGAGGGCAACGCCAAGAAGAAGGAGGGCGGCGCGGCGCGCCUCCGGCGCAAGCGCCAGCGGGAGCCGCGGCCGCCGCGGCCGCCGCAGGCGCCGGUCGACCUCGACGCCGACGCGUACGCGAGCGUCGGCAUGGAGGCCGUGCUGCCCCUCGUGUACGACGCGUGUCGACGGGCUCAAAUACCCGUCUCGGCCUGCGACCUGAGCCGCUGGUCCUGGCACGGCGUGCUGCCGUACCUGUCGGCGUGGCGGGCCGGCCUGGAUGAGGCGUCGCGCGAGGCACUCGGGCGGCGGGCGGCGCACAACUUCUCGCCGCGCCGCGCGCCGGGCCCGGGCGAGAUCGUCUACGUCGCGGAGCUGCGCUUUUGUCCGUACCACGGCGCGGCGUGGCGCCCGAUGGGCCCGGCGGAGGCCUGCGCGCUGCACGCAGACGCGGUCGUCGACGGCGGCCCGUUCCGGCGCUUCGUCGCCGCGCGGGCGGAGCGGUUGCUGCGCCUCGCCGCGCACGCGGCGCCCGAGCUGCGGGUCACCGAGCCGCGCGCGCUCGCGGCGGUGUGCCUCGCUCUUCUCCGGUACGCCGACGGCUUCGUCGUCGGCCCCGGCGCGGACGGCACGUUCCCGGUGCUGCCCUGGAGUCAGGCGGACGCGGCGACGCACCCGCGCCGCGCCGACGACGCCGCCGCGUACGCGGCCUUCGUCAGCGCGCGGGAGCGCCGCUCGCGAGGGGACCGCACGGCCGACGCCGCCGGCGAGGCCGCGCUCGAGGCAUAUGCCGAUGCCUUGGACCGACGCGCGGCCCAGCUCGACGCGGGCCCGCCGCCCGCGCGGCCGCGGCGCGACCGGCCGCUCGCGCCGUCCGUCGUCGUCACGCGCGGGGGGGUGGGGGCGGACGCCGGAGCACUGGUUGAGCUCGGCGCAGAGCGGCUCCAGUGCCCGCCGGGCGUCUUUCGGGCCGUCAUGGACGACGUCCGCGACGCCGUCGACGCGGCGAUCUUCGCCGACGACCGGAGCGACUCGGAGCACGCGGCGCGGCUCGACGCCGACGCGAGGGAGGUCGUCCUGGACUCGUCUUUCUACUAA
Molecule: messenger RNA, 1765 nt
Organism: Pelagomonas calceolata
Lineage: Eukaryota; Pelagophyceae; Pelagomonadales; Pelagomonadaceae
Source: the annotation of a GenBank genome assembly